This is a messenger RNA of Dovyalis caffra, 1536 nucleotides long. NCBI's taxonomy places the organism in Eukaryota, Viridiplantae, Streptophyta, Magnoliopsida, Malpighiales, Salicaceae. The record is from the annotation of a GenBank genome assembly.
AUGGAGUUCUGGUUGUUACUGAUUGCAUUUCUUUGCUUGUGUGCUUUUUUUCUAUCAUUUCUUGAUCUCUCCCAUAAUAACAAAAACUUGCCACCAGGGCCCCCUUCCUUACCCGUCCUAGGAAACUUUUUAUGGCUUCUGAAAUCCUCCAGGAAUUUUUCUUCCUUGGAGCCUGUUCUUCGCCAACUACGUGCUCAAUACGGCCCUAUCAUUACUCUACGCCUGGGAUCCCAGCCUUCCAUUUUCAUAACCACCCCCGAAGCUGCCCAUAAGGCACUUGCACAAAGUGGCCCAAUCUUUGCAAGUCGUCCACCAGCUCUUGAGACAACCCGAAUCAUGUUAAGCAACGAAACUACUGUGACUACUGCACCUUAUGGACCACUGUGGCUCCAACUUCGUCAAAAUUUCAUGUCUGUUUUUCACCCUUCACGCUUGCAUAUGUAUUCUGAUGGUCGAAAAUGGGCAUUAAACAUACUCAGGAACAAACUACUGGAAGAAGCAGGAGCGGACCACAAAGCAAUUGUUGUUGUAGAUCAUUUUCAACAUGCCGUGUUUUGCUUGCUAAUCUAUCUGUGCUUUGGUGAGAAAUAUGAAGAGAGUGUUAUUCGACAGAUUACAGCAGUGCAACGUUCUAUCAUCACAAAUUUUGUGAAGUUUAAUUUGCUUAAUUUCAUUCCUAAGUUGGGAAGGAUUGUGUUUCGCAAGUUAUGGAAAGAACUUCUAGAGAUUCGCCGCGAACUAGAGAACGUCCUCCUUCCUCUCGUUGACGCACGACGAGAAAAAAGGCAUAAGAAAUUUAAGGAUGAAGAAGGAGAAGAAAGCAUUUUGUCCUAUGUUGAUACCUUGAUAGAUUUUCAGUUUCCAGAUGGUGGAAGAAAGUAUUCGGAUGAAGAAUUGGUGAGUUUGUGUUCGGAGUUUUUUCAUGGUGGGACAGACACUUCAAUAACUACAUUACAAUGGGCCAUGGCUAAUAUAGUUAAGCACCAACACAUACAAGAAAAGUUGCUUAAAGAAAUCAACGCUGCAGUAAAACCAGGAGAAGAGAUCAAAGAGGAGGAUUUGAAGAGAAUGCCGUAUUUGAAGGCUGUAAUUUUGGAAACUCUUCGACGACACCCGCCAGGACACUUUAUACUCCCGCAUGGGGUCACGGAAGACACGAAACUGGAAGGUUAUGAUGUACCCAGAAAUUCGAUAAUUAAUUUUACUGUUGCAGACAUGGCAUGGGAUGCAAAUGUGUGGGAAGAUCCAAUGGAAUUUAGGCCAGAGAGGUUCUUGAAAAAUGGGGAUGAUAAAGAGGUAGUGUAUGAUAUGAAGGGUAUAAAAGAGAUCAAAAUGAUGCCUUUUGGUGCUGGUAGGAGAGCUUGCCCUGCUAUUACCAUGGCAUUACUUCACCAAGAAUACUUUGUGGCCAAUUUGGUUAGAGACUUUACAUGGACUGCUGAAACUGGUUGCGACAUUGAUUUAUCAGAGAAACAGGAUUUUACUAUGGUCAUGAAGAAUCCACUUCGUGUACACAUUUCCCCAAGAACACCUUAA